UAUUCAUUUGCGUUUAAAAUAGCAAUAUACCGACAGUGCAUCUAUUGAAUCUUUAUUAAAAGUAAAUAAACCAAAUAUAGGUAUUUUUCAGUUUAAAAGAGGAGUAGUCAGAACGGGAGGAUAAUCAAUAUGGACACCUUUGGCACCAUUGCUGGAUUCGCUGUUCUUGGUGUGGGUUUAUGUCUGUGUGCAAUAGCCAUUAUCUGGCUAUGCCUCAAGCUACGACAACAUGAACGUGACAUCAUUGAACUUCUCGGCAAAGUCCCUGGUCAGAGCAAUAACAAACGAUAUGAAGGUUCAUACGACGACAGUGCCAUAGAUGUGAACGAGGUAGAUGCCAGAGUCCGUCCCCUGAGUCGGACCAGCGGGGUGUCAUUCCAAGACCAAGCGAAUAAACGCCUGUCGCUAACCAUACACAGAGAGAGGGUGAACGUGUAUGGCAAACAGCCACAGAUGGGCCUCCUGCUGAUGACCGCACAAAGCUACUACAAGGCACAGACAAAAACAAGUGUAGAUGUCCCCGUUGAGGCAAUUGAGGUCACGAACAAGGCAACAAAUAGAAAAACAGUGAUGAGCCAACUGUUAACGGAUGACUGGAGGGAAGGUAUCCCCACGUCUUUGUUGAUCAACGGCAGUUCGGCAAGCUUUGAAGAUAUUUUUUCUCACAACAAAGGCAUCUUUAUUCACAGGACGGUCGGAAAAAACGGAAUGACGCUUGAGAUCUCAGGUAUCAAAUUGGAAAUUCCUGAAGGCGCGCUAGAGGAAGACACCCUCGUAACACUAGGCAUGGUUUGGGACGAGAAGAUUGUUCCUAAGUUAACAAAAAAGCAAACAAUUCUAAGUCCGUUAGUUCUCUGUCAGCCUUCUGGUCUCCAAUUUAAGAAACCAGUCAAAUUAACAUUUCCACAUGCUGCCCGUAAAGUGAAAACAGACUGGCUACCGAAAAUUCUUAAGCGCGACGGAAACCUAAACGAGAGCAGCGAGUGGGAGCCGGUAACUUUAAGUGAUUAUGAAGAAAGACAGAUCGGGGGACACAGCAUAUGUCUUCAGCUUUACCAUUUCACACUUUAUACAAUGGUCGGAGAAUCACAGCCCGGGAAAAUUGCGGCAAAGCUGGUACAUUUUGUCGCUUUUACAAACCAGCUACAGAAAGGCAUGUACUUCAAGCCAAGAAUAUAUUGCCUGAACUCAUAUAAGGAUGAAAUAGGGGAGGUUAAGGAGUUGGACCAACACUUGGACCAUACAUCCAAGGUGUCGGACACGAGCGAGCUCAUCAUGCAUGACAACGAGCGGGACAUCCUUGUGGAGGUCAUAAAGUUGUGCGAGACUUGGACACUGGCCGGCGACCGCACGGAGAUGCUUCCAUUUGAGAACGUGUGGCACGGUUUCCAUCCGCACUGCACGUUCGUGAUGAAGCCCAAGAAGUCAACGGUGGUGGAAAUCAUCUGUGAGCUCCACGCCCAUCAGGCCGGGGACGACAACAGAUACGCUAAACUGAAACUUGCCGAGAGUUUACCGUCACCUAGUUCCCCGCUGACACCGACGGAAGAAGAUCCACUGGAGGACCUGACGCGUGAGCUAAUCAUUCUACUGGACCCGGCUAACAGCCUCCAUUCGGACGCAGGGGACUGGCGCGCACUCGCCGAGAAGAUGGACUGCAGCAUGUCGCGCCUCCGUUGGUUGGGCGCCCAGUCCAGUCCCACCCGCCUCCUCAUGGAAAAAUGGACAGAGGGCAAGAAACCACUCUUGGAGUUGAUGCAGAUUUUGUUGGACAUAAAUAGGCCUGAUGCGGCUGAGGAAGUGAAAAAACGACUUCCGAUAUUAGAUUCACACUCGUCCGAUACUUGACAAACGGUGCUCUUGAUCUAGUCUAGAAAAUCUCAGUUUAUGUGGUCUCAUAUAUUUAACAAGUGUGAAGUAAAAAAAAGUAGAAAAUAGGGUGUUCCAUUAUUUAAGUGCUAUUUUUACGAUACAUUAUAUAUGAAAAAUAUUUUCUCAAAUACUGGAUACAGUAUAUAACUGUUGGCAAAAAUCAUUUAAAAAAAACUAAUUUAAACCAAAGCAACUUUCCCCGAGAGUUUGCGCGGUUUGGCGUCUUCGAACUAAAGUGUACCACUUCACAGGGUUUCGUUUGUCACCGUGCCGGCCUUGCGAUUGUUUAUUAAAUCUAAGAUUUAAUUGGUAGGCUUAUUUUAAAACUAAUACAAACUGUUAGUGUAGAGAUGCUUUGCGGGUGUGAGACCGCCUCUUCAGUAGUCAGAUCCUGGUGCUACAUCAAAGUAUAUCUACCUAUCAGCUUCUGGAUGUGGGAUUUCGAUCGUUCGACGAGCAAUACAUGUUGCACUUGAUUUGAAAUGCAUUCGACGGAUUUUGACGGUCAUCCAAUGCUUCUCACUUGAAAUCUCGGGUGCAUUUGCAAUUAGCAAUCAUACGAGGCACAGACAUCAUAGUAUCGUUUCCAGAGUCCGUUGCAUGCAGGUAUUCUUGGCAACCCUUUUGUACUUAAACUCUUUAAAAAUACCUAUAUAUCAGCUUCACGCCUAUGAAUUUUGAAGAAUUAAUAUUAGAUCGAUUUGUAUUAUGAUACCGAAAGAAUUUUAAAAUGCAUUAAGGGUCUUCCACAGUGCUAAAGCGGGUGGGGAAAGUAAAAAAUGAAAACGUUUCAAAAUGUUUUAUUUAGUUUUAAGGAACAAUCCCUUUUGGGGGUAAGACCAUUUAUCCUUUGUGACAUGUUAUGGGAUGAUAAGGAGUUGACCAAAUCUACGAAAUAAGAUUUAAGCAGAUUUUGAUCCAUAAAGCAUUUUCAUUUUCUCGAAAGUCUGUAAAAGUAUAACAAUGUUUGUCAAAAUGACCCAAACUACCUAGUCAACAAUGUCUUAUGACUUCAUGGUGAUAUCUUUACAAAUAAGAAAGGUUUUCAAUACAAUAAUGAAAUUUUCCUGGUAAUGAAAAUCUCUUUCUUAAAAGAGCUGCAAAUACACAAAGUCUCAAACAGUGUCGAUAGGGUAGUUCUGACUAUUUUGAAACAAAAACAAAUUCAUUUUUCAAAAAAAAAAAAACAUUUCCGGAAAAAUGCAAAUGCAUUUUAAUAAGAAAUAUGAUAAAAUCUCCCUUGAAAUUUGCUCAUGUAUUUACAGUUACACAUAUUGCACCGGAUAUAUGAAGUAGCGGCUUGCUAAAUUAACCAUCAGAACUAAAAAAUAAAAAGCAAUCUUUAAACUUGUUUAUGUUUUUGGUCCUUCAAACUACUUUUGCACUGUGGAAGGCCCUUGAUUGUGAUUUGCGCAUACACUGCAUCUUCAAAUGCUUUGUAAACUCUAUAAUGUGAAAAUACACAAUCAACCAA
This is a messenger RNA of Mya arenaria, 3346 nucleotides long. RefSeq names its product UNC5C-like protein. The record is from RefSeq and is a predicted model, not a curated record. NCBI's taxonomy places the organism in Eukaryota, Metazoa, Mollusca, Bivalvia, Myida, Myidae. Gene Ontology annotation, molecular function: protein binding; netrin receptor activity. Gene Ontology annotation, cellular component: membrane. The transcript is spliced from 5 exons. Gene Ontology annotation, biological process: netrin-activated signaling pathway. Bases 130 to 1848 code for a protein of 572 amino acids.